Molecule: messenger RNA, 4074 nt
Organism: Salvelinus sp. IW2-2015
Lineage: Eukaryota; Metazoa; Chordata; Actinopteri; Salmoniformes; Salmonidae
Source: RefSeq, a predicted model, not a curated record
AGCGCGCCUGAUGUAAAGACGUCCCUGGAACAGACCCUUUGUCAUAAGGUGCGAAUAUCAUGUGAUAACCGUUGUUGGGAAAACAAAAUCUGAAAUACCUCCAGAUUGCAAAAUCCAGCGUCGCUUCGAAUGAAAGAUCAUUUAACCAGUUUGAGCUUUUACAUCGCACACUAACGAAGACUAUAUGAAGACUAUGCAUUGCAGUUCCCAACUUGAAUAACACAUCUGACGAUAUUCCCUCAUCUACCCCUCUUGCUCUUCCCAGAUUCUCUGAACACAAUGAUAGGGGUGGUGUGUCUGGCCCUCCUAGGCCUAACCUCAGCCCUGAUUUGUCCCGAUGGUGGGAUGUGUGACGACGGCAACACCUGCUGCAAGACCCCCAGCGGUGGAUAUGGCUGCUGUCCAUUACCAAAUGCUGAGUGCUGUUCCGACCACCUGCAUUGCUGCUAUGAGGGGACAGUGUGUGACUUAGUCCACUCCAAGUGCCUCAAUAAAACAGUCUCUCUGCCGUGGGUCAGAAGAGUCCCCGCACAACACAUCAUCAGCCCUCUGAUGGUGGAGGGAGUGAGGGCAGUCAUUUGUCCCGACGGUGAGUCGGAGUGUCCAGACGACACCACCUGCUGUCAACUCCCAGAAGGCUCCUGGGGCUGCUGUCCGCUGGCCAAGGCGGUGUGCUGUGAGGACAAGAURCACUGCUGUCCAGAGGGCACCACGUGUGACCUAGCCCACAACAAAUGUGUGUCUCCCACCCUGGAGACUUUUGCCAUGAGGGAAAAGGGGCCUGCAAUGAAGAAGCAGACGGCAGUGACCUGCCCAGGUGGUACGAGCAGAUGCCCAGACGGAACCACCUGUUGCCUGCUGACCAUUGGCGACUAUGGCUGCUGCCCCUACCUGGAGGCUGUGUGCUGUACGGACAAACUCCACUGUUGCCCCGGCAAUACAACCUGUGACCUGGAGCAUGAGAUGUGCACUUCCCCCAACACACAGACCCCACUGGCUAAGAAGACUCCUGCCAUCCCCAACGAUGUGGAUUGCCCAGACAAGGUGUCAUCGUGUCCUGAUGAGACCACUUGCUGCCUGCUGGGGGAUAAGAGCUAUGGCUGCUGCCCUAUGCCAAGUGCUGUGUGUUGUCCGGACCACCUUCACUGCUGUCCUGAGGGAACCACCUGUGACCUGGAACAGAGCACCUGUGUGUCUGAACACGGCCAAACUCCCAUGGCUGUCAAAUUCCCCGCCACAUUGACCACGACAUYCCUACAGAGCACAGUCAAUGCUGUGCCCUGCAACGACUCUGUGGCCUGCGCUGAUGGAACCACGUGCUGUAAAUUACUAAAUGGAGAAUGGGCCUGCUGCCCCCUACCCAAGGCUGUGUGUUGUGAUGACCACCUYCACUGCUGCCCCCACGGGACCAUCUGUAACCUGGCCGAGAGUACGUGUGAUGACCCGUCUUCGGGCUCUGCCCUGGUACCCAUGCUGGACAAGGUGCCCGCCUUUAGCUAUGUGUCGCAGGAGGAGCCGCUGCCCAACAGCAUAUGUGACAAAUCCACGUCGUGCCCGGGCAAAUCCACGUGCUGCAAGACCUCCACAGGAAACUGGGCAUGCUGCCCCCUGCCCAAUGCUGUGUGUUGCGAUGACCACCUCCACUGCUGCCCCCACGGCACUGUGUGUAACCUGGAGGCCAGUAGCUGCGAUGACCCCUCAGGCUUCAACAUGCCGUGGGUCACCAAGGUGCCWGCACUCACCACCCAGGCACAACUGGCCACUGAGAAGUGUGACGAACAGACCAUGUGCCCCGGGGGCACCACCUGCUGCAGACAGAACUCAGGACAGUGGGCAUGCUGUCCUCUACCUCAUGCGGUGUGCUGCGACGACCAUGAGCACUGCUGCCCUAAAGGCUACACGUGUAACGUGGCCGAGCAGACCUGUGACAAAGCUGGGACCCUCAGCUUGCCCUGGAUCCCCAAGGUGCCAGCCCUGCUCCUGCGCAGAGUGCUUCCUCAGGCCAGUGCCCCUUCCUUCCCCCUAGCCAAGAACAUGUGUGACCCCCACACCAGCUGUCCCAAAUAUACCACCUGCUGCUUCAUGGACAAGGCUGGCAAGUGGGGAUGCUGCCCCCUGCCAAAGGCGGUGUGCUGUGACAACGGAGACCACUGCUGCCCCAGCGGCUACAGCUGUGAUGUCCACAAKACCUCCUGCACUAAGGGCCCCCUGACCAUUCCCUGGUACCGCAAAGAGAAGGCCCUGACCGAGGGAGCCAUGUUGAAAGACGUAAAGUGUGACGACAAGAGCAGCUGUGCCUCGGGGGCCACCUGCUGCAAGCUGCCCACCGGCGAAUGGGGCUGCUGUCCCCUGGUCAAGGCUGUUUGCUGUACAGACCAUGAGCACUGCUGCCCCCAGGGCUACAGCUGCAACAUGCAGACUGGGACCUGUGAGAAACUGGUAGAGGCUAUACUCCUCCGCACGGUGCCCCUGACAAAGGUAGCAGAGUCCCAGCAGAGGGCAGCAGAGAUGGGUAUUGAUGUGAAGUGUGACAGCACUGGCGAGUACAGCUGUCCCAAACUGGAAACCUGCUGCAAGACCUCACCCACGGAAUGGUCCUGCUGCCCUGCACCAAAGGCCACAUGCUGCGCGGACACCAGGCACUGCUGCCCCAUGGGAUACACAUGUGACCUGGAGCAGGGAGGCUGCUCCCAGCAGGCUGAGUUGACCUGGGACAUGUUCUACAGCCACGACAAAAAGAGAGACUUUGUUCCGUUUUGACUUUGAGCUAAAUCGGGAAGCACUGAUUUGGACUCUGAGCCAAUCAGGAUGCAGCACUGAUCUGAUGUUCCUCACUCCAGCACACAACGUAACCUGCAGCACAUUCCAUAAGAGGAACAAACAACCUUAUGGAAACUGGACAAGGGACAGGAGAUUUUUUUUGAAUGUUUUUUUUUGUAAGUGAUUUAAUUUGGUUCAAUUGGGGUAGAACAGGAAAUAGAAAUGGUUGGAAGUAGAGAAUUCAGCAUCUCCACCCAAUGGCCAUCCCAAAGUUUUUUUAAUUUUUUUAAGCAGCUAGCUUGUAGGUUUGUCUCAAUGUCUUUACGCUUAAUUACUACUGCCCCAUAUGCCAUUUUCUCUAUGCAAAUGAGAAAUAUGAAUGUAUUAUAGUCUCUUGGAACAAGAAUGAUCAUUUUUCAGAAUAAACCUGCUUUAAGAUGUAUCAAAAAUGUAUUUUAUUCCAAACUCUUUCAAGAACACAGCUACAUAGUAUAAGAAAGCUGAUUUUCAUGUUUCGUUGCUGCAGGCACAACCUAGCAUUAGUAAGUGAGUUAGUAUAUYGUUCUUUCUGGAAGUACUACAGAGCCAUUGAUCAGCCGACUGAGUGUUACUUUGAUUUAACUUUUUGCUCGAUUUUUAUGUAUGUUUUGCCCUCUGGCCUGGGUUCAUCACUUUCUGUGAACAUCAAAAUGGUCUAGCCUCUGACAGUUUUCUGUCAUUAAAAUAAAAAUACUGUCACUCAAACCCCUUAAGUCAUAGCCAUUUUUUUUCUUGAUGUCAUAAUACCCAUUGUUGAUAAACUUUGAUUUUCAGUAUAGGAAUUAUUGGUAAACCCCAGUUAAAUGGUUUCUACAUGCAAUUUGUGGUGCUUGAACAGGUGAUGGGGAAGUGAAUCCAGUACAUAGGAAUCGUAUGAUUGGUUAGUACAAUGUUAGUUGAUAUCAAAAUUGAUACUAAGCACUCUGUUCUACCAGCCGUAGUAAUGCUAACCAGUAAUAAUACUUUGAAAGUCAAUGCAAACAAUACCAGUUAGCACAACUCUCAUCCCAUUCCUAACAUCCCAAAUUUGUAUCUGUACUCUAUAGCUUUGUUUUGGAUUUGUUUUUUUACAUGAAUGUCAUGUUAAAUGAAGGACAUUUUUCUUGGUUAAUUAGUUUCCUUAUCAAAUAUUUUAUCUUAUGAAAGUGAGUUGUGUCAGUAUGCCACUGAGGUGAAAUAAAAUUGUUUCAAAUAUUUCAGUUUUCGUUCAUCGGUAGGGGAAACCAUUUUGUGUUGAGCUGCACUAUAGUACAAUAAUAAACAAUGGAUGAGUCA